UUUGUGGAAUCCUACAUUUCCCAUGCUGCCCAGCGCACACGGAAGUACGUCAUCAAGCGUGACCUUGGCGUGCGUACUUUUUUCUGACAGACGAAGAGGACGAGCAUGGCGAAUAAAGAUCCCGGUGGUUUCCUGCAGCAGCUGCGGCAGAUAGCAGCCAGGAUGUCGGCAGGAUCUCGGGGCGCAGGAAUCGGACUCAAACUGCUGAUCGGUGCCGGAGCGCUGGCUUACGGAGUCAAGGAAGCAACAUACACAGUUGAAGGAGGACAGCGAGCGAUCAUCUUCAACAGGAUCGGAGGGAUGCAGAUGGACACCGUUCUCUCCGAGGGACUCCACUUCAGGAUGCCCUGGUUCCAGUAUCCCGUCAUCUACGACAUCAGAGCCAGACCCAGAAAGAUCUCCUCACUCACUGGAAGCAAAGAUCUCCAGAUGGUGAACAUCUCUCUGCGUGUCCUGUCGCGUCCCCUGGCGUCCAACCUGCCCAUCCUCUACCAGCAGCUGGGACAGGACUACGACGAGCGCGUCCUGCCGUCCAUCGUCAACGAGGUGCUGAAGAGCGUCGUGGCGAAGUUCAACGCCUCGCAGCUCAUCACCCAGAGAGCACAGGUUUCGCUGCUGAUCCGCAGAGAGCUGUUUGAGCGAGCGAAAGACUUCAACAUCAUCCUGGACGACGUGGCCAUCACCGAGCUCAGCUUCAGCCGCGAGUACACGGCCGCCGUCGAGGCCAAACAAGUCGCCCAGCAGGAGGCGCAGCGAGCUUUCUUCUACGUUGAAAAAGCCAAACAGGACCAGAGACACAAAAUCAUCCAGGCUGAAGGAGAAGCCACGGCCGCCAAGAUGCUGGGCGAGGCCGUGACGAAGAACCCAGGCUACCUGAAGCUGAGGAAGAUCCGGGCGGCGCAGACCAUCGCCAAGACGAUGUCCCAGUCCCAGAACAAGAUCUACCUGAACGCCGACAGCCUGGUGCUCAACGUGCAGGCCAGCGACAACUUACAUUUGUUGCUGGGGAAGUAAGAGGACUCCAUCAUUCCACCUGGUCCUCGUCUACAGGAAGAAAACCUCUUCGUAGUUCUCUCAUUUCUCCCCCGUCCUCCCCCCGUCUGCUGGCGACUCCCCAUCAGGUUUAUCCGUAAACGCGCCGCAAAAACUGACUUUACCGCGCGUUGACUGGCGCCCAGCGGCUGCUCCAGCUGUCUCACCGCCAGGGGAUUUUAUUUUGAAAGGUUCCUCUGGUGUCGGCUAAAGUCUUGACCUUUCUCCUGCUUCUUUCUUUAUUUUUUUUUAUUUUAUAUAAAUAUACAAUCAUCUGUAGUGUACCGUCUUUUUUUGCUUUUUUCAGUCAGAAAGAUUUGUGAAUAAAAAGCCUUUUCAACCCUGGAAAGAUUAUGUACGUAUACGUGUCGACACUCGGGCAAGAAAUCAUUUUGGUUUCUGCCCUGACUUCCAUUAAAUGCAUCACAUGCAGAACAUUAAAGAGGACUUGAAAUAAAGAGUUUGAAAACU
This is a messenger RNA of Sander lucioperca (pikeperch), 1503 nucleotides long. RefSeq names its product prohibitin 2a (gene phb2a). Gene Ontology annotation, cellular component: mitochondrion; membrane. Bases 106 to 1014 code for a protein of 302 amino acids. Gene Ontology annotation, biological process: mitochondrion organization. The transcript is spliced from 10 exons. The record is from RefSeq and is a predicted model, not a curated record. Lineage: Eukaryota; Metazoa; Chordata; Actinopteri; Perciformes; Percidae.